Messenger RNA from Cuscuta europaea, 3851 nucleotides. Lineage: Eukaryota; Viridiplantae; Streptophyta; Magnoliopsida; Solanales; Convolvulaceae. The record is from the annotation of a GenBank genome assembly.
CGGAAAGCCAUCAAAUAGAGGUACCAUGAUAAUUACUACUCGUAUAAAAAUAUACUCCAUACUCGGUAUUUAAUUUGGUGGACAGUACCAGCUUUUGAAAAUCAGAAAAUCAAUUUUCGCAAAUCACCGAUCCACGAUCCGACCUAGGGCAUUCUUCUCACCUUUUCUUCUCCAAUCAUCAUCUCUGGGCGACGCAACCCUUUAGGCCGGCGCUUGCCUUCUCCAGCGAGAGCUUCUCGGCCGACGCUUCUCUUCUCCAGCCCACACAAACUACUGUCUUCAAUUCCAAGGUCUAUCGCACCGGCCAUGGCGAUGCAAGCUGGCAUGGGAUUAUCUAAGAUAGUUAUCUUAUUGGGAGCAGGAUACACCACUACCUUGCUUGUGAAGAACGGAAAAUUAUCUGAUGUUUUGGCCGAACUUCAGAAUUUGGUGAAAAUUCAUGAAAGUUCCGGAGAAGGUGCAGAAACGGAAGCAGUUCUUGCUGCGCAGGUUCGGCGAUUAGCUAUGGAAGUGCGAUCAUUGACCUCGUCAAGACCAAUAACUGUUCUCAAUGGGGGUUCUAGUGGUAACCUGACAAAUCUUGUGGCUCCAGCUGCUGCUUUAGGGGUCCUAGGGUAUGGCUACAUGUGGCUGAAGGGAAUCUCAUUCUCUGACCUUAUGUAUGUAACAAAGAGUAGUAUGGCAAAUGCUGUUUCCAACUUAACCAAACAUCUGCAGCAUGUUUCUGAUGCCUUAGCAGCAACAAAAAGGCAUUUGACGCAGAGAAUUGAGAAUGUAGAUGGGAAGCUGGAUGACCAAAUUGAGAUAUCAAAACAUAUUAGAGCAGAGGUUAGCGAUGUACGUGGUGAUCUUUCUAAAAUUGAUAAUGAUGUAGAUGCAAUACAGAUGAUGUUGUCUGGCCUGGAUGGAAGACUUCUUUCCUUGGAAGAAAAGCAGGAGAUUGCAAAUGCAGGUGUUAUGUAUCUUUGUGGUAAUCUUCACUUCACUGAAAAGCUCAACCGAGCUGGUGGUAAUUCAGUGGGUGCCAUCAUGGGCCUCAGAGACAUUAUGGGUGCGUUGGAGUCAAGAGAGACGGGUAGACUCAUUACAGAUGGCAGCGCAAUAGGUGGUUCUCCCAUGUCUACUGAUCCCCCUAGAGGCUUGGUCAGGAGGGCAUCAAUGAAGUGCUGAUAAAAGUAAUUUAAUACAAGUAUUUUUCUUUGUGUUUUGCUUUUGGAUCGUCUGUUCUUGUUAAUAUUGGAUUCAGAAGUAGAAGAAUAAAUAAAUCAACUAGAGAACUACAAAAUAAAGGGAAUCUCUCAUUAUUCGUGAACAAUAAGGUGCAUCGUACUAGCUUGAGUUCUUAAAUUCAUCCCCACUUUAGUAAGAUAUCAUUAUUCCAAUGUGGGUCAUGUCAGUUCUUGAAACAUCAUCGCACUAGCUUUAAGUUCUUCAAUCAACAAAAGAAAAAUGCUCCUUUUGAAACAACGCUUUGAUUAUGUGUAAAACAAUACAAAAAUUUAUCUUCAAAUAUUCUCUAUACCCGCCCAUCCCAAAAUAGAUAUCUGGCUAUGCUACUGAUUGGUGUGCUUGUCGUGUUGUGUCCUAAUUUGGUUUUAAUUAUUUUAUUACCUUUGUUGAUGAUUGUUCUUGUAUGACUUGAUUGUAAUUUAUGAAACAAUGAUCUCAAUUAUCAUCUCAUUUUGUGCCUUUUGUGAUAUGAAAACUUAGAUGAAUGUUCAUGUUCAUGUGUUAAGGGGAGACCAUCUCCAAGAAUAUUUGUCUUCUCUGUUUAAGUCUUAUAUGGUUUAACAUGUCAUUAUUCACCAAACUUCAUGAAUAGACAUACCACUUCAAAAUAGAAUUGCUGAAAGAAAGAAGUGAUAACCCUUAAAAAUUUAAGGGCUUUUCCAUUCCAAAGGCAUGUGCCUGACCUUUUUGGGCUGAUGAUGUGUCCAAGCUUUUUUGAUACAUCAUAUGUUGUCUUCUAUUUUGGAUGGUAAAGCUACUUAUUGGUGCCUAUUUCCAAGAAAAAAGACAUUUUUGUAUCUCAUUUACGAUAUUUGGUUACACUUGUUUUUUUAUUCAAUGAGAAAUGUAAUCACAGCAUCUGUUGUAGAGAAACAUUGCAUCUGUUGUAGAGAAACAAUGCGUCUGUUGUAGAGAAACAAUGAAUCUGUUACACUUGUUUUGUUAGAAAGAUUAAUCCCUCUCUUAUAAAGUUAGAUCCCAAAUCUUUAAAGUGUAUUUUUUUCUUAGGUUAUUCUCAGGAUCUGACGAGUACAUGUGAUUUUGUAUAAGCACAUAUCGGUAUAUUGUUUCUAUUGAUGUCUCAUUUGAUUGAAAAUGAACUUUUCUCAUCAUACAUGGAGAAUGUUGAAAAUAUUCCACAUGCUACUAUUUCUGACCCAAGUGUCUAAUACACUUGAUUUAUACCCAUCAAAACAAAGCAUCAGACCAAACUCCGCUUGUGGUUACUUAGCCUGAUUCGGCCUCAAUCUCAUUUCAUGAACCAACAUCUUUAGGUCAAGUUUCUACUACAUAUCUUGUAGCAUGCAAUGGUACACAAUCUUGUAUUCAUCAUGUUUUUUCUUUUGUGACCUAUAGUCAUAUAUCCCCAACCUCACGCUCUUUUAUUGCUUCUAUCGGUUCCAUUUUUGUUUCAAAAUUUGUUAAGAAAACAUUGUCUCAUUCUGAUUGGCGCAAUGGCACAAUAGAGGAAAUGAAUUAUUUGGAUCUUAAUGGUAUUCCGGAUUUGGUAGACUUGCUCAUAGGGAAGAGGUCUAUUGGAUCCAUUGCAUAGUUGAAUGACCGACUAGUUGUGAAGGGUUACACUCAAACUUAUAGCUAUGAUUACUUUGAACGCCUUCUCUUGUUGCUAAAAUAACAUAUGUCAACUUACAUAUCUCACUUCCCGAAACUCAUGAUUUAUACUUGCAUUAAUAAUGCAUUCUUGCAUUGGUGAUCUUCCAGAGUGAUUUGAUAUAAAGAAACUUACACGAUUCGUUGCUCACAGAAGUGUGGGAGAGUUUUUGGACUUCACAAGUCUUUAUGGUAGAUUGGUAUGAAACAAAGCCCACAUGCAUGAUUUGUGAAUUUUCCGACGCCACUUACGUUAGUUAUUUUUGUGAUUUCAUGAAACAAAAGUUUUUAAAAUAUUAUUCACAUAUUCCGCAUAUAUAUGGUAUUGCAUUUGUUCUUGAUCCUCGUUAUAAACUUCCUUACUUGGCAAAUUGUAUAGAUUACUAUUAUGCUUCUUUUUUUCCAACUCAAGAGUUCAAUGAUAAUCCCAUCGACCCUAAACAAGAAUUCAACGAGGUUAGUAAUUUAUUUCAUCAAUUGUAUAAUGAAUUUCAUUCACAAUAUGGUAAUGCACCCCCUCCCAUGCAACGAACAUCUUCUUCAUCUAAAGGAAAAUCACUUUUAAAAUCCGCUUUUGGUUCUCUUUUGAAAAAAAGUAGAGCAACUCCCGCUACUGAACAAAGCUCAGGUAACGAGCUUUCUUUGUAUCUAACAUUGAAUGUUGAUUAUGAAGUUGGUGAUGACUUUGACGUUCUUAAGUGGUGGAAGGAAAAUGAAAGAACAUUCCCGAUUUUAUCAAAGAUGGCUAAGCAAGUACUAGCAAUGCCGAUAUCAACCGUUGCCGUGGAACAAGAAUUCAGUGCGGCCGGCAACGUCCUAACCGAUUAUAGAACGAGGUUGAACCCGAGCUCUCUUGAGACACUAGUUUGCUUUCACGAUUGGUUGAAGGCCCAACGAAGAACUCAAGAAAUUACCAUCACUCCCUCCCGCCACUUUAUGGAGGAAACAACCGAAGGCGGAGAGUUCGAUUGAUUUUUUAUUACAAAAUGUAUUACAUUUUUUAAAUUCAU